UGGUAAACGUAGAAAGGGGCUCGUUUAUUUCGCUACCCCUUCUUUGCUCCCCCCAUCCGUCCCAUUUCGACAACCAAUUCACUUUUGUGAAUAACAACCUGGUGACUCUAUUGGCUAAGCUUAGCUUUAGCCUAUCUUCUCACCAUCCAGAACUAUAAAAAAGAUCUCGCUAACCCUUUAUCCCGACUCCAUCCAUCUACUCCCCACACAACUUCCUCCCUCACCACAACCCCACACAAAGCAAACCCUCCUCACACACACAUAACAAUGUCCUCCUCCCCAACUGCAAGCAGCAUUUGCUGUGCGCUUUGCAGCAGCAUCGGCCACGUUUGGAAGCAUUGCCCCGACCUCGAAGCCCUCGGCGCCACUCUCAAUGAAGCCCCUCCCCGUGUGUCCACCUUCACCCUUCCUCUCGAACGUCGUGCAUUGCCCCCGGGCAUGAGCAUAGAGAAUACCCCCGCUGCUCUCAUCAUCGAAAACCUUCUGAAGUUGAGCCACUCAAAGGUUGAUUGGGGCUUAGAUCUUCAGAUGUUCGCUUUCCAGAUAGCUCAGGUGAGCCACUUGCCUGUCGAUGUCUCUUCCAUUAGAGUUGGCAGCACAGGAGUAACAGCAGUCAUUCACACUCGCCCCGAAGAGUUCUUCGAUAAAACAUUCACCAAAGUCGAAGCCUUGAGACAGGUGUGGAUCUCCACCCUUGCAGCCCGUGGAUAUAACACAAUGGCUGCCACGGGCAACGUUACUCGCUAUGAGAUGCACGUUGACUAUAAAGGCCACUUUGGCUAUGAAGACAACUCUGGAUCGGUCCCUCGCCCUUACAAAAGCUUGUACCCUCGACUCCGUCAGCCGGGUCAGAGUUCCCCCAGACCUGCCUAUGAAAGCCCAUACCCGCCGGUGUAUCACCUCAAACAGCAAGGACCUACCGCAGCCAAGGCACAGGGCAGAGCUUGCGCAGCUUCUGAUUGUAUUUGCGGAGUAAGCCACUCCCUUAUGCCCAAACUUUGAUAAACAGCUAACGUGAGGCGUGCUAGUGUCCUCAAGGUCAUAAAGCGGGAGCUCGUGCAUCUUCUGCUACUACCAGAGUAAGUCUCGCUCCCUCCCUG
Molecule: messenger RNA, 1100 nt
Organism: Amorphotheca resinae ATCC 22711
Lineage: Eukaryota; Fungi; Ascomycota; Leotiomycetes; Helotiales; Amorphothecaceae
Exons: 1
Coding region: 268-1002 (244 amino acids)
Source: RefSeq, a predicted model, not a curated record